Messenger RNA from Hibiscus syriacus, 1307 nucleotides. Its product is annotated as ultraviolet-B receptor UVR8-like. NCBI's taxonomy places the organism in Eukaryota, Viridiplantae, Streptophyta, Magnoliopsida, Malvales, Malvaceae. The record is from RefSeq and is a predicted model, not a curated record. Bases 1 to 1284 code for a protein of 427 amino acids. The transcript has 7 exons.
AUGACGUGUGAGGGCUUCGGCGAUGUUGCAGUAAGUAUCUCUCCGUCUUCUCCUUGCUUAUUUUUGGGGGGCUCGGUGACUUUAAUAGCCACCACCGGUGUUGGCUUCGGUCCGAUCCAAAAGGGGUUCUUCGUGACGGGUCCCGAUAUCACCAGCUUCAGCGCCGGUCAUUAUCACUCGCUCGCUAUUGAUUCCCGCGGUGGACUGUGGGCUUGGGGCCGCAACCAUGAAUCCCAGCUGGGUCGUGAUCCACUUGCCCCAAGAGACUCAUGGAAUGAUCCAAAGAGAGUGGAAGGGUUGGAUCAUGUGAAUAUUUGUGCUGCUUUUGCUUCAGGUGUUGUUUCUGCUGCCAUUGGCAGUGAUGGUUCAGUGUGGGUAUGGGGAAAGUCGAAGCGGGGGCAGCUCGGUCUUGGAAAGGAUAUCAUCAAGGCCUUCACACCUUGCAGGGUCGAAGCUCUUGCCAGAGAAAAGAUGUGCAAGGUUUCAUUUGGUUGGGGCCAUGCUCUUGCACAGACAGAGGAUGGAAAAUUGUUUGGUUGGGGUUACUCAGCUGAUGGUAGAGUCGGAAAUGUUGGGGAAUCUCUGGAGGCAUCAAUGCUGGACUCAAAUGCCAAUAUAUCGAUGAAUGGCAAACAGUUUUCAGGUUCAGGAUUGGAUGUUGCUGAGCAAAUGGUUUUGGAAGGAAUGGAGAAAGAGAAAGACAUGCCAAUCGGCUGGGAACCACAAUUGGUCGAAGAACUGCAAGGGGUUGAAGUCAAAGACAUUGUUUGUGGGCUUGAUCAUUCCUUGGUCCUUUGCCGUAAUGGCACCUUAUUGAGCUCUGGAAGCAAUGUAUAUGGUCAGCUGGGGAGAGCCAAACUGGAUCUAGGAUUCUUACCUGUUGAUCUAACCGCCCAUCCCGUGUCAAUAUCAUUCGGUCUUGGUCAUUCUCUGGCAAUUUGUGAGGUUUUAUCAUCAGAUGUCGAAGUUGAUGGAAUGAGCAUUUUCUCAUGGGGGUGGAACCAAUGUUCACAACUAGGUAGAGAAGGACCCGAGAAUCUCCCGUUGAUGAUCGAGGGAUGGGAAGCGCAAGCACCUAUAUCAGUUUCGGGAGGACGGGUACACUCUACUGCUGUGACGUCUAAUGGAGAAGUGUGGGUUUGGGGAUGCAGUAAGAACUGGCGUCUCGGGUUAGGAAGUUCGAGUGACGAAGUUGAGCCAACUCUGCUUGAUUGUUUGAAAGAUUUCAAUGUUCUACAAGCAGUGUCAGAUUUUGAUCAUAACCUGAUCUUGGUAGAUGAAUGAUGUUAGGAGCAGUGCCAGGUUAU